Molecule: messenger RNA, 773 nt
Organism: Rhagoletis zephyria (snowberry fruit fly)
Lineage: Eukaryota; Metazoa; Arthropoda; Insecta; Diptera; Tephritidae
Gene: fln
Product: flightin
Source: RefSeq, a predicted model, not a curated record
ACAUCUCUUCGAAAAGUAAACUCGUAUAAUGGCCGAUGAGGAAGAUCCAUGGGGUUUCGAUGAAGGUGAUAGCGAGCCAGCCGCUGCCGCUGCCCCUGCUGCUGCCGCUUCUCCUGCCCCUGCCGCUGCAGGUGGUACGCCGGCCCCUGCGGAGGGUGGCGCUGAGAGUGCACCAGUUGAAGGCGAAGCUGGACCAGCAGCCGCCGAAGAGGAGGCAGCACCACCACCACCGCCGCCAGAAGAUGAUGGCUACCGGAAGCCAGUGCAAUUAUAUCGUCACUGGGUGAGACCACAAUUCUUGCAGUAUAAAUACAUGUACAACUACAGAACAAAUUACUAUGAUGACGUUAUUGAUUACUUGGAUAAGAAGCAAGUUGGCGUACCAAGAGAAAUACCAAGAGCACAAACCUGGGCUGAACGUGUGCUCCGAUCAAGCAACACUGGGUAUGGACGCGACCUUGAUUCGUACACAUCUUCAGGCAAAAGGGAUAAGCAUCUUGUUCAAACUUUGGCUGCCUCGAUUCGCACACAUAAUUAUCACACUAAAGCUUAUAUUAACCAGAAAUAUGCACAUGUUCUAUAAAUGAAACAAAAUAAAUUAAAGUACCUAUCUAAAUACAUAUGUACAUAAACAUACAUACAUACAUACAUACGUACAUAAAUAUGAAUAACAACUAAAAAGUUAGUUAAAAUUGUAGUACAAUUUAUUUAUAAGGAGAUGUUUACCUAUUUACGUUACGAAUAAAGUGGGAGCUUGUCGCUAUAAUACUCUU